AUGUCUCCCCUUAACUCUACUUCCACCCGAAAGCGCGGUCGGCCCCCCAAGUAUCAGUCUGCAGAAGAGCGACAGGCCGCGAAGAUAACACGACAACGAAAUCAGCGACAAGCCGCCCAAGCGGCUAAACGCAACACCUUCUUUGAUGAAUACUACUCGGCCGGUCCAUCUGCAACUGGUGAACGCCCGAUCGCUCUUGUUCCUGGCAUAGCGGCGUUGUCGGUGACCCAUGAACUGGAAGAGUUGCUCCCGCCGUUAAGCCCCGAUUCAGCUCCUCUUGAGCUCGAAGAUAGCUCUAUCCUAAUUGACGAGCCGCCUCUAGAGCUCAACAGUCUCGAACCUGCCGCUAGUCCUACCCCUAACCUUCCCGAAACAGUGCCCGACCGACGCACAGUGAGCACCUCGAGGGGUGAUCUAUCAAAUUUAGAAAACCGGAAGGCCCUGCCCCAGCGGCUGCCGAGGAUAGCGAGGAUGUUUGCACGCUGGCACGCGUGCUGGCCGACCAGCUAUAUCAGCAUCACGGCUGUUGUCGAGGAGUGCCAUGAGCAGGCCUGCGCGGCGCACCAAGAGACGCAUUCGGUUCAUACCGGGCUGGGGGAGUAUGUGGACCAGAUUAAUAUCGCUGGCGAUUUCCCGGAUGUGCUGGGCUCGGCUACAAUCGCGGCCCGCGAGUCCAAUCUCGCCCAGCAAGUCACCAAGGCACGAAAACAACAGAUCUACUGCGGCAUCGAUCCUCACAAGCCCGAUGAAUCCCCAACGCAUCUCUGCGUGGCAGCCGACCAUCGUCCCGAUCCUUCCUUGGGCGUGACUGUUGAUAUCGAUAGCGUGGGUGGGUUUGUCAGUAGUCUGGCGGUAGCUCGUCGGGGGAUCCGAUGGCAUCCUACGCAGAUGGCGGUGUCCGACCUCCAGUCCAGCCUGCAUAUAGAUCCGGUUUCAGUCCAGUAUUUCGACUCAACCGGGCAGGCCCACCAUGUUCGCCGGCCGGUCCAUCAAGUGCCGCACUAUACCUUUGGUCGUCUAAUUGGAUUCGAAGAUAUCUCUCUGUAUCUGCUCUUUCCCCGACUGUACCGGGAAGAUCAGCAAUCCAGCCGUCUGCUAGACCAGGAUUUCCAGCAAUGGACGGACGAAAUCCUCCUCCCAAUCAUCAAUCGGUGUUAUUCCGGCGACCUAAUCCAGCACUACCCCUCUAGCUUUGACCAUAGCCGGCUGAACGCAACCGCCCGGGGAGUAGAAAUGCGGUCCCAGCGAGUGGAUCCCAUCCCCCGCGAGCAGCUCCUUGCCUACUUUCUUCCUCCCGAGGCGCUUCCUACGAUCUGGGAACAGAUUCUAGAGGCGACCCACCGCCCCGGAUGCCACCAGUUUCAGGAUCUCAAGAUUCUGAUCGAGGGGAAAAACCUAAAGACCUUGACUAAGGCAGACACAUUAGCCGAUCUCAUGGCGGGCUUUCAACAACACUGGCAGAACGCUAUUAAUGAGGACUAUCUCGCUGAGCCGUUCUUCUACGACCUUGGAAAAGAAACCUGCCCAACCACGGCGAGCGAGCGAGAGAGGCCGCCGCAAUCUUUACUCUGGCGGCGUUGUUGCCUGAACGCGUAUAGCCAGUGGAUCCAUAGCAAGCAGCCAGCGGACGCGCCCCAUGCUCUGCAGCACUUCUACCCAAUCAGUAUGCUAGAAGACACCGGCAGCCUGACGUUAGAGACCCGGCGAACAUCACCGCAGCGGCGGGCCGGUCUCUAUUAUAGUCAAUUCUACGCUAGUGUGAAAGAGGUCUUCGCCGCCGGCAAUACAUAUCCAUUUACCAAUACUGCAACGGAGACCUUGGCGCUGGAUCCCCAGCUUCGCAAGACGUGGCAGACCGUUGGCGGUGGUCUUAGCCAUAAUCCGAUCGCGCUCAACCGGGCCUAUCUCACCACAAAGCAACGGUGCCAUGCUGCGUUACAAGGAUCGGUCCCUAAGGUCUUUGGCCUGCGCGAAGAGCACCGGGUCUCUCACGCUUUAUUUUGUCAGAUUCUGCACGAAUUUCAGACCCGGCAACAGUCUACCACCCGAUUUCUGGGUUCUGGAGAUCGGGUCGAGAGUUACUACGCUUUGCCGACCUUGACGCUUCUUCGCUGGUUCCGAUGGAAUAUCAACAAGUUUUGUGUUGGGUUUGAAAUGGUGUACAGCUUAAAUGACCGGCAUUUUGUGACCUGGGAGCAUACCCGGCAAUUUGGGUACGGCUGGUUCCUGGAGAAGAUAGAUUGGGAGAUGAUGGUGUUCCGACAGCCGGCCACGCAAUACAUCCAAUUCAACAACCCGUCGCUCCAAGCCGCGUACCACGCGCGUUAUUCCCAGGUGCGGGAUGUUCGCACGGACUUCAUUCGCAUCAGCCAGAUCCACCAGUGGAUGACCGAGUUUAGCAGUAUUCCUACCUGCCAAGACUAUCUGCAGAAAUAUCUGCGGCAGCUGUGUUUGCGGGCCUUUCGCAAGGAUGUUUUUACGCAGAUCAAACGGCUUCUAAAGCCCGAAUCCGUCACCGUAGCGUUAGCGGGAGAGACCCCGCUCUGCUGGCCGAGUCUUGAAGGCGCGCUGCAGGCCCAACACUGUCCGCCCUAUAUUGCGUCGGGGAACCGCAUGGCGGUCAAACAUAUCAAUGUCCUUUUUACCUGGCUAUGGGAGUGGCGCGAUGGCCGAUUCGAACGAAAAGGAUGGGAUCACAAGCCCUACCGACUUCUUUAUCAAAAGAGCUUCGAGGUGAUUACCCUUAUCCAAGGCAAGGACGCCGCUCGUCAGUGGAAACAGGGUCUGAAAGAUUCCUUUAUUCAGAGCCAUUGGAUGCUCCCCUAUCCUCAGAACAAUAGCUUCAUGCGAAAGUCGAAGGAGAGUGGCCAGGUGAUGUGGUGGUCCAGCGUGCAUCGCGGGAUGGAUCUGUACUACCACGAGCUGAAUGUGUUUGACCGCCCCUUUCCGGCGUCCUAUAUCAAGCAUCAUCCGACGACCGGUUGGAGCCCAUCGCAGCCCUCUCUCGCCCAUCUUGACUAUACAAUUGAACCUGAACAGCGCCUUCUGCAUCUAUCAGAUCCCGAGCUCUAUCAGACCCUACGCGAUCUACAGAGCCAAUGGACGUCGCUAAAUAGGCCGCCCCAACGACCGGUACACCAAUCUUCGCGAGUAAUUUUUGAGAAUCAGGAGCGGAUCCAGAAUCCAUUUGAUCCGAUCACUGGUCCGGUUGAGACAUG
Molecule: messenger RNA, 3218 nt
Organism: Aspergillus terreus NIH2624
Lineage: Eukaryota; Fungi; Ascomycota; Eurotiomycetes; Eurotiales; Aspergillaceae
Exons: 2
Source: RefSeq, a predicted model, not a curated record